AUGUCAAAAUGCCAGGAGAUUGGUAAAGACAAAAUCAUUUUGCUUACACGAGAAGAGCUAAGUGAACCAUCCAAAGUUGAACUGCCAGAAGAUGAUCCUCAACCAGGUCUGAUACUUGAGGAUGGAGCAAUCAAUUGGAAUUGCCCUUGUCUGGGGGGUAUGGCUACAGGACCAUGUGGAGUCCCGUUCCGUGAAGCCUUCUCAUGCUUCCACUACUCUACUGCAGAUCCUAAAGGAUCUGAUUGUGUUGAAGCAUUUACUAAUAUGCAAGCUUGUAUGCAAAAAUUUCCUGCAUUAUAUGGCUCCAAUGAUGAUGACGAUGAAUCAAAAGAUAUAUUAAAUUCUGACCCUAAAAAAAAUGAAUCGCCACCAGAAAAUAAGAGCUAA
Messenger RNA from Nezara viridula (southern green stink bug), 387 nucleotides. The record is from the annotation of a GenBank genome assembly. Lineage: Eukaryota; Metazoa; Arthropoda; Insecta; Hemiptera; Pentatomidae.